AUGGAUUCCUCAAUGUUUGUGGCUGCUAAAGAAGGAAACACUCAACUUCUUCUUCAACUUCUCCAUGAUGAUCCUCUUAUCCUAGAGCGUGUAACAACUAGUAGCAGUGACACUCCUUUGCACGUUGCAGCCAUGUUUGGGCACUCUGAUUUUGUAAAGGAAAUCAUCAAACACAAAAGUAAUGCAGGGGAAUAUGUAAAGGAAUUAAACCAAAAUGGUUUUGGUGCAACUCACAUGGCGGCAGCAAACGGCCAUAACGAGACAGUCCUAGAGCUUUUGAAAGUCAAUAAUGAACUUGGCAAUCUCAAGGGAAAGGAUGGAAUGACUCCUCUUCAUUGUGCUUGUACCAAAUGA
Messenger RNA from Pistacia vera, 354 nucleotides. Its product is annotated as ankyrin repeat-containing protein BDA1-like. The transcript has a single exon. The coding region runs from base 1 to 354 and encodes 117 amino acids. Lineage: Eukaryota; Viridiplantae; Streptophyta; Magnoliopsida; Sapindales; Anacardiaceae. Gene Ontology annotation, biological process: neuronal action potential; negative regulation of delayed rectifier potassium channel activity. The record is from RefSeq and is a predicted model, not a curated record. Gene Ontology annotation, molecular function: transmembrane transporter binding. Gene Ontology annotation, cellular component: synapse; axon initial segment; membrane.